Molecule: messenger RNA, 726 nt
Organism: Mycena indigotica
Lineage: Eukaryota; Fungi; Basidiomycota; Agaricomycetes; Agaricales; Mycenaceae
Exons: 3
Coding region: 1-726 (241 amino acids)
Molecular function (GO): nucleic acid binding
Source: RefSeq, a predicted model, not a curated record
AUGAAUGACGAGCUGCUUGCCCAUGUCGAUAACGCAAUCGACAUCUUUGAAUCGAAAACGCACAAGUUCGCCACUGGCCUAUUCCUCUUCGACAACGCGCCAAGUCAUCAAAAACGCGCCGCUGACGCCCUUUCUGCCCGCAAGAUGCCCAAGGGACCCCACGCAACAUGGACCAACACAGCCAAUGGCCACCCGACGAUGCCGGGCUGGUUCAAGGGCAUGGAGCAAAUUCUCCGGGAGCGUGGCCUCCAUCGCAAUGGGAUGAAUGCGCAGUGCCCAGGCUUCAAGUGCCAACCCAACGCGACUGAUUGCUGCUGCCGGCGAGCAAUAUUCUGUCAGCCCGAUUUUGUGGCUCAGAAAUCAGCACUACAGGAACUCGUUGAAGGCCGCGGACAUGUCUGCGACUUCUAUCCAAAAUAUCAUUGUGAAGUUUGUGAACUGAAUUUUAUAGAAAUGUACUGGGGCGCAGCAAAGGCGAUUUAUCGUAAAUCUGACAAGACUAAAACAAUUGAUGAAAUGGAGGAAAACAUGAAGAACGCACUGGAUGCUAUUCCACAGCUAUCAAUCUUACGAUAUGCAAAUCGUGCAGCAUGCUUCAUCUCCGCUUACUCGGGUGGCCUCAACGGUGAAGAGCUUGCCUAUGUGCAGCGCCGCUACAAGGGCCAUCGUAUGCUUCCUCAGUUUAUGAUUGACCAAGUAAAGGCAUCUAUUGCUCAUAUCAAGUAA